GGGUAACAUCAUUUUCCCCAUUCAUUUUAAACGUUGGAUCGCCGGAGGCUAUGGCGAUAUUGAAAAACAAACUAACGGACAGCAAAACAGCGAACGAACGAAACAAACCGGGGUAUGAGCGCCGGUACGAGGGAAUGGCACAGCGAAACUAAACGGGCGAGUGACUAUCUGCGAAAUGAAAGGACAAGACUUCUCAAGUAAAACGAUCGCACAACUCACAGCGCGGUGAUGGAAAACUCUUCACUUCACCAACCCCUCUAUCGGGCGUCCAACUCGCUAAGCAACAAAGAGAGGAGUAUAUGAUAACUACAAAAAGAACAAAGUUCUAAUCCCCCAAGCAGUCUCCCACAUAUGAGCAAGCAAGAAAAGCUAAGAAAGGAAAGCCAAACUUCGUCUACCCGUAGCCUCCCGCCCUCCUUGUGGCCUUUCCGGUUCCCUUCCAGCAUUUCCACUUUCCGUCCACCCUUUCCGUCAUCCUUCCGACGGAUGCACUACUCUGCGACUCCCGAGCAUUCUCGCAACAAAAUCGUUUUCCGAAAAGCCAAACUGCGCGGCGGAAUCCAAAGUGCGCCCCAAGCCAUAGCGUGCAAGUACCUAAAGCACGCUCCUGGAGACUAUGCGAACAAACAAGCCAUCGUGCGAACAUGCCGAGUAGCACCUCGCCCUUCUAAAAAUCCAUGUCUUAUCGGCGUUUGACAAACUUGCUGAUUAUGGUACUACGGCCGGACAAGCCCCUAUCCAGGUGCUGCUCGUCCAGAUGCUACCCGCACAGCCGCGGCCUCUCCCGGUAGCGCUCUUGGGAGCAUUCACGACGAAGCACCAAGACAGGAAGUUUCUGUGGACACCCGUGAGGGCCUCUCCGAGGUCAGAUCCCCGGCGCCUUCCAAGCGUGAGUUUUUGGACGCUCACGAGUACGCUACCAACCUUGCACCAAACUGUGUUCGCCCCAAUUCAGACCGUGCAGCGGAGAAUGUAAGACAAACGAUCCUGCGGUGUAUUCCUCUCCUUUUGCGAUUUUUAUCAUCCUGUAUCGGUGUAGUAACUACUAAAGUUUGUUGGGCUCAAGGAUCGUGUUUCAGUCGCCUCAGCGGUGUCUGGGGGGGUCCGUAUUCCGGGGGUCUUGCAGGUGGUUUAGCACUGAAAGGUGCUGGAUUGCACCUACAGGUCUUUAUACCCGAUGGUUGACUAGGAUGUGGUGCCCCAUUUGUCAAUUGGUUGAUCUACUUUUUGUAUCUUGUAGUGUUCAACAUUGCUGCUCUCUUGUGCGUAUGGGAAUCCGAUAGGAAAUUGAAGCCCACUACCAGAGUCCAGGCCAUCAGUCUCAGGCUGCCUAUCCGGCUCGGGUGAUUGGGUU
Messenger RNA from Tuber aestivum (summer truffle), 1354 nucleotides. The record is from the annotation of a GenBank genome assembly. NCBI's taxonomy places the organism in Eukaryota, Fungi, Ascomycota, Pezizomycetes, Pezizales, Tuberaceae.